This is a messenger RNA of Trichomycterus rosablanca, 5847 nucleotides long. RefSeq names its product endoplasmic reticulum metallopeptidase 1. Gene Ontology annotation, biological process: proteolysis. The coding region runs from base 35 to 2686 and encodes 883 amino acids. NCBI's taxonomy places the organism in Eukaryota, Metazoa, Chordata, Actinopteri, Siluriformes, Trichomycteridae. Gene Ontology annotation, molecular function: metalloexopeptidase activity. The record is from RefSeq and is a predicted model, not a curated record. The transcript is spliced from 15 exons.
GUUCCUGUAAUUGAAUGUUAUUUUCCGGUUCAGUAUGGAGGGAGAGGCCGCGGUGAGGAGAACUAAACCCUCGGUGAAUAACAGUCACGGUAAGCAGCAGCAGGACGGAGGGGAGCAGGACGGUUAUGAGGAGAGGAAGAAGCGGAGCGCUGAGGCGGGCCGGUCAGCUCUGAGUGAGGGGCUCGUGAGCGCGCUCGUGCUCGCCUUCAUCCUCGCGCUCUGGGCUUCGGUUCAUCUCUCAUUAAAACAGCUGCUGGUAGGAGAACAUGCUGAGGAUCACUUUAACUCAUCCAGAGCCAGGAACCACUUGGAGCGCAUCGCUAACAUCGGUCCUCGUCCUGCUGGAAGCGUCAAGAACGAUGUCAUCACUGUGAACUUCCUGUUAGAGCAGGUUAAAUGGAUUCAAGCCGAAAGCGCCGCUGGACCCAACACCAUUACGGUCGAGACGCACAGACACAGCGGCACUUUCAGCAUCGACUUUUUGGGAGGAUUCACCAGCUGCUAUGAUGAAAUCACAAACAUCGCUGUACGAAUUGAGCCCAGAGUCGGAGCUCAGCACUUUGUACUGGCCAACUGCCAUUUCGACAGUGUGCCCCACAGUCCAGGGGCAAGUGACGAUGCUGUAAGCUGCGCAGUGAUGCUGGAGGUGCUGCACUCAUUAUCAAAUCUCUCAACCCCUCUGAAACACGGAGUCAUCUUUCUGUUUAAUGGAGCUGAGGAGAACAUUCUUCAGGCAAGUCAUGGCUUUAUCACCCAGCACUCGUGGGCAAAGCAGAUCAGAGCGUUCGUGAACCUGGAGGCCGCCGGAGUCGGGGGGAAGGAGUUGGUGUUCCAGACAGGUCCGGAAAAUCCAUGGCUGGUUCAAGCAUACGUUCAUGCUGUUAAACACCCGUUCGCCUCAGUCGUGGGCCAGGAAGUUUUCCAAAGUGGCGUCAUUCCUUCGGACACAGACUUCCGCAUCUUUAGAGACUUUGGGGACAUUCCUGGAAUUGAUCUGGCGUUUAUUGAGAAUGGGUUUAUCUACCACACCAAGUAUGAUACUCCAGACCGCAUCCAUACAGACUCCAUUCAGAGAGCAGGUGACAACAUCCUGGCCCUCCUGAAGCACCUGCUGAACACUGAGACGCUGGCGGACCCAUCAGAAUAUCGCCAUGGCAGCAUGGUGUUUUUUGACGUCCUGGGCAUGGUGAUGGUGGCGUAUCCAGCACGAGUCGGCACCAUCAUCAACUACUUGGUUGUCAUAGCAACCCUCAUCUACCUGGCCAAGAAGUGCAUGCGAUCUAGAAAUGUAGGUGGCCGGUACACGUACGAGCUGGUGUACGGGUCGUGUGUGCUGUUGGUCAGCUGGUUUGUGGCUCUGCUGUCUGUUCUGAUUAUAGCACUGAUCGUCACAUUACUGGGUCGCUCCAUGUUCUGGUUCACUCACUUUCACACGUCCAUCUGUCUGUAUGGAUCUGCUGCUGCAGGAAAGUUACUGUUGGUCCACACACUUGCCAAAAACCUCUACUACAAGAAUAUGAGCAGGCUGGAUAUGGGCGAGCUGUUCUUUGACGUCAGUCUGCUGUUGUGGUGUUGUUCACUUGUUUUUCUCACACAGCGUGGUCUGUGCUCAGCGUACGCUCCCAUGCUCAUGGUCUUUUUUCCCCUCGUCACCAAGCUGCUGCUCUCUAGACACUUCACACAUAGAGGUGUGUCUCCAUUCUAUGUGAUUCUCUACCUGUUGGGUCUGUCUGUCCCCUACAUUCACCUGUUCUUCCUUAUCUGGAUCGUAUUUGAGAUUUUUACGCCCAUUAUGGGUCGCAGCGGCACCGAAAUCCCUCCUGAUGUGGUCUUGGCGUCACUUAUAACCAUAGCGACAGCUUUACUAUCCUCUUUCCUGAUUCACUUCCUGUACCUGGCCCGGAGCACUAAGCGUGUAUUGGCUGCUCUGGGGACAGUUUUUGCCGUGACCUUUCUCCUGGUUUCUUCUGGAAUUUUCUUUCCGUAUUCAGCCGAUCCAGCGACUCCACGACCCAAACGAGUCAUCGUACAGCACAUCUCCCGCACUUUUCAUGCUUUGGACGGCUCUUUAGACAGAACGGAUUCGGGUUUUUGGAUCAACAGCCUUGACUAUACAGGAAUGAAACACGUCACACCUUUUAUUCCUGAGAUCAACGACACUGUUCGCGUUCGCUGCAACAGAGAUUUACCUUUCUGCGGUUUCCCCUGGUACCUUCCCGCCAGAUUCCUUAUCAAGAAGAGCUGGUAUCUUCCAGCUCCCACAGUGUCUCCAACAUCUCCACUAGAAUUCAGACAAGUGUCCAAACAAAUAACGGAAUGGGGAUCCGUCAAGAUGAGCUUUGAAGUGAAAGGGCCGAGCCACAUGUCCCUGUAUAUUCUUCCCCACACCGGAUCUUCUCUCACAGCCUGGUCAUUCGGAGACGGGACCCCUCGGUUUGAUCUGGAAGGAGAAUAUUUUAUAUUUUACUCUCACGGUGUGGAUUCAGGACCCUGGAAGUUUUGGUUUGAAGUUCAGCCACCCUCAGACCGGUCGGACACAGAGGGCAUCGUCUCCAUUGCGAUUUCCGCCCACUAUGUAGAAGGGAAAAAUCAGCACACCCCUGAGCUUGACAUGCUGUUAGCGAAAUUUCCAGACUGGGCGUUCACGUCCACCUGGGUCAGCACGUAUCACAUGUACCUGUACUGAAGGAUUCACACGAACACAUGUUCCGCAUGGGCGGAAUAAUAAUCAAGGUGAAGCAAAUCCACACUGGGAUUAUGAAUAAAAGACUAAAUUACUGUCAGGGUUUUGUAUUAAGUGUAUGUUCCUGUUUUGUGUGUCCAAUCUGGUCCAUAUGUAGUCUUUCAUGUUUCUUUCAAUCUAAUUUUCUCUUUAGGUCGUGGUGUUUGUAUGAUUUAAUCUCCUUCUAUUUCUGAUGGCCUUUUGGGUCUUCCUCUUGUCUUUUCGCCAUCAGUGGUAUGAUAAGUGAACGUCAUUAUGGGCAUGAUGGCUUUAUAUCAGUAUACAAAUUAACAGUCAUUUUUAAAGGGAAAUCUUAUUGUGUGUAUCAACCAGUUUCGGGAGUCUAGUUCCACCACAUAGAAGCCUGGUGGGCUGUUAGGUCCAACGGUAGCAUGGGAGCCACACAGUACUAAGAUCCUGAUUUCAAACCUUGUUUCCGGUUAUGGUUUGAUUUUUUUCAUGUUUUUCCAUUGGGUUUUCUUUGGGUAUUUUGACUUUCUCCUACCUUCCAAAACAAUGGCGCGAAAUUGGCGCACAAUACCCCCUAGUUGUGAGUAAAUUCUGGCUUUGCCCAGCUAUGAUAAAAUAGGCAAAUAUGACUGUUCACCUUUAAUCGUUAAGGAGAAUAGAAUAACACCUACAAGACUAUUUCCCAUACUGUUUUUUUAUUUGGAUAUAAUAUUAUGCAUCCCAAGCCUAAAUAUACACCGGCCGCAGUAUAAAAAAUAUUGUGGUUUUAUUUAGGUUUUAUCUCUGCAUGCAGAUACUGUCCGUAUGGAGUUUUGCAUGUUUUCCCCUUUGGUUUUCUACACUGGUUUCCUCAAUCCCUGCAAAAUCAAACCCUUACAUGUAUUGCCUGCUCUUACAUUUCCUGUAGAUGAAAGUAAGUGUGAAUACGUGGACACAGUGUCACUUUAGUGCUGGGCAUCACUCACUCAGAGUAUGUUCUUACCAUACAUCCAGCACUUCAGCAAUGGGCUUCAAACCCUUCAUGACCCUGACCUGGAUAAAGCAGUUCAUGAAAAUAAAUGUAGGGAAUUCAGAAAUCAUAGAUUGACCGAUUGGUAAUAUAAUGGUACAUUAGUAGUGAGAGUCUGAAUGACGGUUUGUCCUCACCAGUAAUCACUUUACUGGAAUGAACGUUUAAGCUGCAGCAACUUUAAAUCAUGCUAUAAAUUACUUUGAUGAUGGUUAGACCUUUUAUAUUAAUCUGAACCACUGUACACUUUACAGAAACUAUAAAUGGCACUACCUAACACACAUAAUGCGUUACAAUAAUGACGGAGUGAAAACAGAACUCCAAAUAAAUGUAUCGAUUUUUAAAUUAAUAUAUAAUGUGUUAUAAUCAACAUGAUUAGAUUAUAUUAGAUUAGAUUACAGUAAUUUUUGGUUUGGGGUUUUGUCCAACUAAACUAAUGCUACUGACCAAUGAAGUAUAAUGUGAUUGCCCUUUUUGGUGGUGGUGCAGUGGAAUUAUAGACAAAUUAUGACCAAUUCAGUUCCUGUGGUAGUACUUACAUUUUGUGGGGAAAAAACUAAUAACAAUUCCACUAAAAAUCACAGAAAACCAAAUAUUCUGUUAAUCAUUCUGUUAAGAACACUGUCAGUAUUACAUCAUGUAUUUCACAAAGGGUUAAAAUAAAUAAAUAAUACAUACCACUUUUAGAAUGAAUUGAGGGAAAACAAGUAUUUCACCACUAUUGUUUUUAUUUUAUAUAACUGUAAUGUGUAUUCCAUUUUAAAUAUACAUGCAUCUCUUAUGUCUUUAAAAUUUGUAUGUAUACAUAUGACUGAAAUUUGUAUUUAUAAGCAUAAACACAGAUGGGUGAAAAAAAUAUUCUAUACUUUAUAUACUAUAUAAACAAUGGUUGUGUUUGAAAAGGUACCUGGUGUAAAUCGUUUACAAAUUAGGCCAUGAGGACCAGAAUGAUCCACUGUGGCAACCCCUAAAAAUACAGGAGCAGCCAAAAGAAAUAAUAAUAAUUAUUAUAUAUUAAGUUUACCUAAAAAUAAAUGUGAGUUAUAUAUUUUAUAUAGAAUAUCUAAUUAUAAUACAUGAAUAAAUGUUCUAGAUAUUAAGACUGCUUUAAAAAACUGCAACUUGUAGUUGUUUAGUUUAAUUGAAAAAGUUUGGGUUGCCAUUGGUUAAGAUUUUAUGCAACAGGUACACUAUAUGAACAAAAGUAUUGGGACACCCCUUCUAAUAUUUGAAUUCAUGUGUUUCAGCCUUAAUUGCUAACAGGUGUAAUAAAUCAUUUAUAUAAAGCAAAUUUCAUGCUUCCAACUUUGCAGCAACAGUUUAAGAAAGGCUCUUUUCUAUUCCAGUAAAGAGACCAGCUUAAACAAAAUGAAGUAUGGAGGAUGUUAUAGAUGUGCUUCUCUGCAAAUGCGAAAAAAAACAUCAGUGGAACAAAGUUCUAAUCAUUUUCUACUAUAAAUGCCUCAGAUCUGUAAUUACUAACAAUGGCUUUGUAACAAAGUAUUAAUGUUAUUUAAUUGUUCUGCCUAUAAUGCAGAACAAUUAAAGACGUCAUUCUUUAUGCUUAUAAAUACGUUUUUCUUUUGGUUUGUAACAAUUAGUACAAAGUCAGAUGUUUGAUCGCUUGUUCCACCUCACUGUAUUUCAGACAGCGUUUGUAAUGAACAACAGUGUUUCACUUUUUUCUGUUUGCUUCGACUCAUCAGUGAAGCCUGAUUCCUGAAGUCCAGCAAUCAGCGAUGUUUUGUUUUUGUGCCUAAAUGUAAGCUGUGUUAAUUAUGCAAACUCUUAAUGUACAUUGUUCAAAGCUGCAGGAUGUAACUUAUAUUCAACGGUUAGACCACUAAAAGCAACAGCAGAUUUAAGUCUAAAAUAUAUUCAUUAAAAACCACAGCUUGGAUUUGAAUGAAAUUGUUAAGUUAAAAUGUUCAUUUAUUGUUCUCACAGUUUAUUCAGUCUUAAGAUGUUUUGUAUGUUUUAAUGCUGUAUAUUAUUGUUUUGUCAGCCGUCUGCAAUAACACGUUUCUACCAGGCAGGUCAACGGAUAUUUAAAGCUACACACUGCAGCUUUGAGUGUAUUUAAAUGUGUAUUGAGGAUAAAGGGGUUGUUUGAUCACACGAUGCUGCAUUAAAGUAAUGAAAUGUG